Molecule: messenger RNA, 2859 nt
Organism: Chara braunii
Lineage: Eukaryota; Viridiplantae; Streptophyta; Charophyceae; Charales; Characeae
Source: the annotation of a GenBank genome assembly
GGGCAUAGGCAAGUCAGUAGCUCACGUAGGCAAGACUGUAGGGCACAAACUACCAAGAACGACGUACCAAGCACUAAGAGACAAAGAGGGAGAGGGAGAGAGCGCGCCAGAGAGAGAGAGAGAGAGAGAGAGAGAGAGAGAGAGAGAGAGAGAGAGAGAGAGAGAGAGAGAGAGACCGCUACGGUAGACAAGCCGUAGGUGAGGAGGGCGACGGGAUGAACAGCGGGAUAGCGGAUGUGUGGUCAGUGGAAUGGAUGUGGGAGUAGUAAAGAAAGCGGAGACGGCGGGAGGAGAUGGCGGGAGGGGACGGAGGCGGAGGUGAGUGGAGGCGAGCGGAGGCGAGCGGAAGUUCGCGGAGGUGUGCGCAGAGGUGGGCGGAGGCAAGCGGAGGUGAGCGAAGGUGGCAGGAGGUGGGUGGAGGUGGGCGGAGGGCAAUCGGAGAUUAGCAGAGGAGGUGAGUGGAGGUGGGUGGGAAAGAAAGCGGAGACGGCGGGAGGAGAUGGUGGGAGGAGACAACAGGCGGAGGUGGGCGAAGGUCGACGGAGGAACCAGUUGGCAGGUGAGGACAACAUCAAUAUGCAUCACUUUCCUUCGUUUAGCAAGAAGGCCCUACACCUUGAAGCGAAGAUAGGGCAUGGACAGGCACCCACUACGGACGGUAGGAGGAAGACACUGCCUCCUAACUGGAAGGCGAAGGGGCGCAUCAUGUUUGUCGAUAACGAUGGUUCAACCAUCGAAUUAGACAAACACUUUCAAGAAGGAGUAGGAUCAGAGGCUGGCAGCGCAGAAGCUUCAGAGGGUGGAGUAGUCGUUGCCGUAACACAAAAAGCUAAGGCGACCGGUAGACGGCGUGGAGGUUCCCAGUCUAGGAGUCAAGUUGACCCCAAUGCUCCUCCAUGGGAGAAAGCGGGUCUCGCAGAGGACGUGUGGAGAUAUCGGUACACACAGCAGGCUUGCAAUCAUUGUCGCCAAUAUGGCCAUAAUCAAUUUAAGUGUCGUAACAAGAAGGUGACCGACAAGAUCCCGCCUACGAUGGGGCAGGCGAUACGAUCCUCACAUCCCGUUGGUAGCAACGUGGCCAGCACUUCAGGCACUGCUCCGGGAAACACCUCCGCUAUGAAUUGGAUUUUCCAUGACUACUUGGAUAAGUUUGUCAUCGUGUACCUCGAGGACAUACUUAUUUUUAGUAAGACUGUCGAGGAGCACGUUGCACAUCUGGACAAAGUCCUCAAUCUCCUGCGACAGCACAAGUUCAAGAUUAACGGUGAGAAGUGCGAGUUUGGUCGCACCCGUGUCUUGUACUUGGGUCAUGAGAUUUCCGCGGAAGGGUUGAAGCCAGAUGACGCGAAGGUGGCCAGCAUUCGUGACUGGCCGCGUCCUCAGUCUGUGACUGAGAUGAGAUCAUUCUUAGGGAUGACCGGCAACUAUCGCAACUUCGUGGAGAACUAUACCAUAAUUGCCGCCCCUUUGACUGAUCUGACCCGCCUUGACACCCCAUGGGAGUGGACUGAGAGAUGUGAGGCUGCUUUCAGACAUCUGAAGCAUGCGUUGACGCAUUACGAAGUCUUGAAACUUCCUGAUCCUGACAAGCCCUUUAUAGUGACUACGGAUGCUAGCCAAUAUGGCAUAGGCGCCGUGCUUGCACAACAGGAGGGGAAACAGUUGAGGCCUGUCGAGUACAUGUCCAAAAAGAUGCCCUCUCAAAAGUUGGCAAAAUCCACCUAUGAGAAGAAACUCUAUGCGGUGUACAAGACUCUGACCCAUUGGAGACACUAUCUCCUUGGGAGAUUUCUUUGGUGCGCAGAUUUCUUUGGUGCGCUGAUCACUAAGUUUGGGCUUGCGAACAAUGUAACUCAAUCCAUGGUGGUAGCCUAUCGCGAGGACCCAUUCAUGUCUGAGAUCAUCCGCAGACUCGAGGCGAAGGACAAGGUAACUUCUUCUGAGUUUGAGUUGGUCAACGGCUUACUGUUCCUUGAGAAGCCUGGGAAUAAACGAUUGUGUGUUCCGAGCAGGGAAUCUUUGCGUAGUUUAUUUUUAGGAGAGUGUCAUGAUGCCACCAGACAUUUUGGCUUUAAGAAGACUGCAGCUAAUCUGUUGCGGCGGUUCAGGUGGCCCACAAUGAUGAGAGACGGUAAGUUGUACGUGGAGACUUGUCAGGUCGGUCAAAGAGACAAGCCGCGUACUCAGGCUCCUCUUGGGCUCCUGAAGCCCCUUCCGAUUUCGAAAAGGCCUGGUGAGAGCCUGUCCAUGGACUUCAUGGAUACGCUGGUCACCAACAAGAGUGGAAUGCGCUACGUCUACGUCAUUGUGGAUAGGUUUAGUAAGUUUGCUAGAUUAGUUCCAAUGCCUGAGACAGCGAUGACUGAGCAUGUAAUUAAGCUGUUCAAAGAGAACUGGGUUAGGGAUUUUGGAUUGCCAAAGUCUAUUGUAAGUGACCGUGAUGUGCAAUUCACAAGUGAAUUGUGGAAAGCCACAGCUGCAGAACAGGGAAUGAAGUUGCAGAUGACAUCAGGAAACCAUCCCGAGGCGAAUGGACAAGCAUAAUAGUUGAACUACCCUGUACAACACUUGUUGAGGCAUAUUAUACUAAGCCAAAUCAGGUAGACUGGGAUGAGAAACUUGCUCUCAUCGCCAGCCUGUACAAUAACUCGGUCCACAGUGCAACGGGCGUGAGCCCGAAUAGUCUACUACUAACUUUCAAGCCUAGACUGCCCUUGGACUUCCUACUACCUGACCACCAGACCUCUGCUGCACCAGGAGUUUGCUUAUCGAUAUAAGCAGCUGAUGCAGAAGGCUGUUGGGCAUGCACAAGGCGCAGGCGGCGAUGAUAGAGUCUGAGAACAAACACCACCACCCAUC